AUGCCCUCUAAUAAAGAUCGUUUAUAUAUUGCUCUAUAUGCCCGUGCGGGGGCUGCGACCAUGCCUGGAGGAGAAGACGAAUAUCAUUGGGGCCUGCUAGUCGGACCCAAGAACGAAGUUGAAGGUGGUCGGGGCAAGCGAUAUCAUGCAAAGGAGCGAAUGACUACGGCUGGUCGAUCAGAGUGGGUUUUCGAAGAGAGAGAGGUAACUCUUCUGGCAACAAGCAUGCUGCUCGUUCGUAUUAUGAUCGGAAAGGUGAAGAAAAUGGAUCGGCUCGAGAGCGCCCUUCGUAAAGUGCCGAUCAGGCAAGGCCAGAUGGGAUGGAACUGUGUAGGCUGGGUGAAGGAGGCACUGGAGGCUCUCAAUGCCGAUGGCAAAGCUCUUGGGACCAGCGUGACUGAGUGGCAGGCAGUGCGGGACGGAGCAAUGCAGUAUGUCCAGAGAAAGAAGGGUGAGCAUCGUUUUGAUGGCAGAGGCAACUUCAAUAUGAGGUAUGCAGCGACAUAUGACUUGCUGGAUGGUAAAGAGACGGUGCCCUGA
Messenger RNA from Hyaloscypha bicolor E, 540 nucleotides. RefSeq lists its product as uncharacterized. The coding region runs from base 1 to 540 and encodes 179 amino acids. The transcript is spliced from 2 exons. Lineage: Eukaryota; Fungi; Ascomycota; Leotiomycetes; Helotiales; Hyaloscyphaceae. The record is from RefSeq and is a predicted model, not a curated record.